AUGGACGAAAGCUUUGAGCUCAACCUUUUCCAAGCUUGUGCUCAGGUUGGCAAAGAGCCAACCUUAGUUCACAAAGCUCAUGGCCAGGUUGGCGAGGAGCCGACCUCUACUUCGCCAUACCAAGCUCAUUGUCAGGUUGGCCAAGAACCCACCUCGUCAUACCAAGAUCAUGGCCACCUCGUCAUGCCAAGCUCAGGGCCAGGUGGUCAAGGAGAUGACCUCUACCUCGUCAUACCAAGCUCAUUGUUAGGUUGGCCAAGAACCCACCUCGUCAUGCCAAGAUCAUGGCCACCUCGUCAUGCCAAGCUCAUGGCCAAGUCGACAAGGAGCCGACCUCUACCUCGUCAUACCAAGCUCAUUGUCAGGUUGGCCAAGAACCCACCUCGUCAUGCCAAGAUCAUGGCCAGGUCGACAAUAAGCUGA
This is a messenger RNA of Prunus armeniaca (apricot), 423 nucleotides long. NCBI's taxonomy places the organism in Eukaryota, Viridiplantae, Streptophyta, Magnoliopsida, Rosales, Rosaceae. The record is from the annotation of a GenBank genome assembly.